UUUUAACUUUCACUUUCACUGAUGGUUGUGCAGCAGCAAGAAAUCCAGCAGAUUUUCCAUGAGUGACAUCAUGGCGGCGGCUGCAGCACCAAUGACAGAUGAUCUGCAACCACUGAAACGGAGCAGCAGCUUACAAUGGCUGCCACCUGACAUGUCUGAGCUGAGGGUUGUUCUGCUGGGGAACAGCUGGUCUGAGAGGAGUUCAGUGGGGAACUUCAUACUGGGAGAGACUAAGUUCAACACUGAGGAAGAACCAGACUUUCUGACAGUCAGAGGACAGUUAAAGAAGAAAGAAAUAGUUCUCAUCAACACUCCAGAUCUGCUGCAUCCCAACAUCUCUGAACACAAACUGACAGAACAUGUGGAAAACUGUGUGAGACUCUCUGAUCCUGGACCUCAUGUGUUCCUGCUGGUUCUACAGCCUGAAGACUUCACCGAGGAACACAAACUGAGACUACAAUCAAUCCUUGAACUCUUCAGUGAUCAAUCAUUUGAUCAUUCUCUGGUUCUGAUAUCAACACCCAGAGAGGAGAGUCCAGGGUUGAUGGAAAAAUAUCUGGAACGUCCUCUAUUAAAAUACAUGAUCAGAAAAUGUAGAUACAGAUAUUUGAAGGAGAAGAACCUAGAACGUUCAGAGCUGUUAACACGCUUGGUUCAAAUUGUGAAGGAGAAUAAUGGAGAAUAUGUCAGCUGUGAUGUAUUUGAGGACCCAACAGCAACUUCACCAGGUGAUCAUCAAAGUCCAAAACAAAAGGAAACUCAGACUUCUACAUAUACUGUUAUAUCUGCUGGGCUGCAUAUGGCAAAAUCUGCAAUCCCUUUGAGAACAGUGACUGACACAUCUGGACUCAGGAUUGUGCUGCUGGGAAAAAGUGAGGACAAACAGAUAAAACUUGGUAAUUUCAUCAUUGGGAACCAAACUAUUCGUCACCAGAAAGUUUCCUCAAUCCGCUGUGUGAUAGCCAAUGGAGAAUGGAGAGGAAAACCAUUAAUAGUGGUAAAAACUCCAAACAUGUUCAGUCUGUCUGAGGAGGCCAUAAAAAGAGAGAUGAAGAACUGUGUGACUCUGUGUUCUCCUGGACCAAAUGUUCUUCUGCUGUUAGUGAAACCUUCUGAUUUCACUGAGGGGAACAGACAAACACUGAAGUUCAUCCUGAGUUUGUUUGGUCAAGAUGCUUUAAAACACUCAAUGGUCAUCAUGACACAUGAGGGGAAUAAAACAAGUGACAGUCUGAAUCAGCUUCUUACAGACUGUGGAGGAAGACAAAACAACAUGGUUGAAGACAACCACACAUUGUUAAUGCAGAAGAUUGAGAACAUUGUGCAUGAAAACAAAGGAACCUUCCUCACCCUCACUGAAGAGACCAUAAGACCAAAGUCUGAACUCAUCAAACCAGCUUUAAACCUGGUUCUGUGUGGGAGGAGAGGAGCAGGGAAGACUUCAGCAGCCAAGGCUAUUUUAGGUCAGACAGAGUUUCAUUCAGUCUCCAACUCAUCAGAGUGUGUUAAACAUCAGGGAGAGGUGUGUGGACGUUGGGUUUCCCUGGUGGAGCUGCCUGCCUUGUAUGGAAAACCUCAGGAGGCAGUGAUGGAGGAAUCACUCAGGAAUAUCUCCCUCUGUGAUCCUGAGGGCGUCCAUGCCUUCAUCCUGGUCCUACCUGUGGGUCCCCUCACUGAUGAAGACAAGGGAGAGUUAAAGACCAUCCAGAACACAUUCAGCUCUCGAGUUAAUUACUUCACCAUGAUUCUGUUCACUGUGGACUCAGAUCCUACAGCUCCAGCUGUUGUUAACUUUGUGAAAGAAAACAAGGAUAUCCAGGAGCUCUGUCAGAACUGUGGAGGAAGAUAUGUUGUUCUCAACAUCAAGGACAAACAGCAGAUCCCAGAACUGUUGGACAUGGUGGAAAAAAAUACUAAAAAUAAACCACACUGCUAUACGACUGAAACAUUUGCACAUGCACAAAUGGAUAAAGUCAUACAACUUGAGAGGCUGAUAAAGAAGAACAGGAUCACUGGUGAUGAUGAAGAACGGAACCCAGAGUGUCUCAGGAUUGUGCUGAUAGGGAAGACUGGCUGUGGAAAGAGCUCAUCAGGAAACACCAUUCUAGGAAGAAAAGGGUUUAAAGCUGAUUCGAGUCAAACAUCAGUCACUAAACACUGUCAGAAAGAACAGAGUGAAGUUGAUGGUCGUCAGGUGGUUGUGGUCGACACUCCUGGUCUGUUUGACAAUAGUUUGUCUCAUGAAGAAGUUCAUGAGGAGAUGGUGAAAUGCAUCAGUCUUCUGGCUCCAGGACCACAUGUCUUCCUGUUGGUGUUACAAAUUGGCAGAUUAACACCAGAGGAGAAGGAGACAUUAAAACUCAUCAAGGAAGGAUUUGGGAAGAAUUCUGAGAAGUUCACCAUCAUUCUUUUCACAAGAGGAGAUACACUGGAAAAUGACGAGAUAUCCAUUGAAGAAUACAUUGAAAAGAAGUGUGAUGAUUCCUUUAAGAAGCUGAUCUCUGACUGCGGAGGAAGAUACCAUGUGUUUAAUAACUAUGAUAAACACAACCGCACACAGGUCAGUGAGCUGAUAACCAAGAUUGACAACAUGGUGAAGGAAAAUGGAGGCAGCUGCUACACUAAUGAGCUGCUGCAAGAGGCUGAAGCAUCAAUAAAGAAAGAAAUGGAGAGAAUCCUGAAGGAGAAGGAAGAAGAGAUGAAGAGAGAGAGGGAGGAGCUUCAAAGAAAACAUGAGGACAAAAUGGAAGAAAUGAAAAGAAGAAUGGAAGAACAGAGAUCAGAAAUUGAAAAGGAGAGAAAACUGAGAGAAAAACAACUUGAAGAAAAGGAGGAAAACAUCAGAAAAGAACAUGAGGAGAGAAAAAAAGAACAGGAAAUGAGAGAAGAAGAAGAAGACAGGAAGAGAAAACAACAGGAAGAAAUUCAACGACAGGAGUGGAAACAGAAAGUUGAAGCUUUGGAGGAAAAAAUCAAAUCGGAGUCAGAAUCAAAGAAAACCAUUGAUAGAAAGCUGGAGGAGAGCAGAGAAGAGAUGAGAAAAGAACAAGAGAAAUGGGAGAAACAACAAAAAGAAUGGUGGAAAGAACGAUUUGAAGAAAAUGAAGAGCGACAGGAGGAAGAAACAAAACUGAAAAAGCUUCAAGAAGAAUACGAACAGGAAAGAGAAAAUGAUAGAAAGAAAAGAGAAGAAGAGGAUCGAAUUAGAAGAGAACAUGAGGAAAAAGAGAAAAAAGACAUUGAGGAGAACUAUAAGAAAAAACUGGAGGAAAUGAAGAAGACACAUGAAGAAGAAGCCAGAAAGAAAGCUGAAGAGUUCAAUGAAUUCAAAGAGAAAUACAAAAAGGAAUCUGCAGCUCUGAAGGAAGAACAUGAGAAACAAAUGAAAGACAAAGAUCAACAAUAUAAUAUCUUAGAGGCUCUUAAAGUCCACAAUGAAGACAAAAUGAGGAAAAAAUAUCAAGGUGAAAUUUGUAACAUAGUGAAAUGUGUGACCAACAAGAAAAAAAAUCUGGAAAAAAUCCAAGACUUACUGACGAAACAUGAACAGGAAAUGAAUAAUGUGAAAACUGAGGAGGAAAAGGAGCUUCUGCAAAAGCAUGAAGAAGAAAUGAAUAAGUUGAUUCAGAAACUUCUGAAUGAAAAGUCAUUUUGGACAAUUCUAAAGAACUUGUUUGGUUUCAAUUAGGACAAAUACUUCUCAUUGGCUGUCUGGUGUCUGAAUCAGCAGCCUGUACAAUAUUCAUCAGCAGGUUACCAUAGCAACAGUAGUGAUGCUAACCAUAGUAAUGAAUAUAAAGAAUCUUUCCAUGUUUGUCUCAGACUGUGAUCAUGUUGAUGUGGAGGUGCAGAAACCUCACAGCUGAUCUCAGACGAGCUUUGACUGAUUACAACUUUAUUGAAGAGAUUCACAACUGAAGUGAAUGAUUUCAACAUUGAACAGAAACACAGCAGCAGUCACUGUGGGUCAGAUGAUACCAGUUCUUUGGAGUAAUGUUAUAGUCUUAGUUUUUACAUUUUAAUCAUCAGUUUUUACAUUAUUUGUCUCCCUGGUGUUUAUUUUUAUAUAGCGACUUUUACUUUUUUGAUGUUUUACAUUUUAUUGUUUCUGUUGUAUUCAUUGUUCAUCGUAUAAAAACUGUAUCUAUUGUUCAUUUUUGUUUUUAUGUGUUGUUUCAGUUUGUUCUGUGAAGUCAAUAAGAGCAUCUGAUAAUAUCUCCCUCUGGCUCAGCUCCAGUGUUCAGUCUGAGAGAUUUCUGGAUGUUUGAGUUGGAUUCUUUAAAUGACAAAAUGUUGAUUUCAGUCUGUUCUGUCUCGUGAUAAAUGAGGAUUUAAACAGUUAAUAACUCACUGACUCUGUACAAUUAUCAAACCUCUGGUCUAUUCACUGGUUGCUGAAAAUAAUAGUUCAAUUUAUAACAUACAGGAUUUCUUUGUUACAUGUCCAAUAAGAAUAGAUGCUUUAUAACUGAUGACAUCAACUUAAGACAGAAUUCAGAUGAAUCUUUAAUUGUAUGUUCUGUGUUUGAUCUUUGGUUUCUGUGUUUAUCAUUAUAAAAGAUGAAUAAAGUGUUUCCCUGUAGUUCA
This is a messenger RNA of Dicentrarchus labrax (European seabass), 4587 nucleotides long. RefSeq names its product GTPase IMAP family member 8-like. Gene Ontology annotation, molecular function: GTP binding. NCBI's taxonomy places the organism in Eukaryota, Metazoa, Chordata, Actinopteri, Moronidae. The record is from RefSeq and is a predicted model, not a curated record.